Messenger RNA from Hydra vulgaris (swiftwater hydra), 986 nucleotides. Its product is annotated as RWD domain-containing protein 2B. Lineage: Eukaryota; Metazoa; Cnidaria; Hydrozoa; Anthoathecata; Hydridae. The record is from RefSeq and is a predicted model, not a curated record. Gene Ontology annotation, molecular function: protein binding.
UUUUAGAUUUAAAUUUAUCAAAUGUUUUAUGAAAAUUAAAAGUUUUUUGUUUGCUGAAAAGGUUGUUGUUUCAUAAUGGCAUUGUAUGAAAACAUUAGUGCUCAAAUUCAAGAAAUAGAAAUUUUGGAAUCAAUGUUUCCAGCUGAAAAUGAACUAUACUGGCACAAUAAAACUCUUUAUUUAAAUGCUAAGCAGUUUUUACUUGAUGGUCCGCCAACUUUAGAUAAUCAAAUUGGUGUUAACCUAAAGUUUCUUUGCUUUGAAAUUAAUUUUAAUGUUAUUGUUAAAAUUGAAAACAAUGAAAUAGAGAAAAGUAAAGAUAAAACAUAUUUUUUAAAAUUAAAUGUUACAUUUCCAAGUUUAUACCCUAAAGAACAAUAUCCAGAAGUAUUUCUUAUUUCGAAUGAUUUGCCACGAAACAAACAGACUGCACUCAGUCUGAGCAUGAAUAAUUUUAUUGUAAGUCUUGAUCUUGGCUCAAUGAUGAUCCUUGAAAUAGUACUUUGGUUGCAGAAUAAUGCUCACAAAUAUUAUGUGGAUCUUUCAAGUCCACAAUGCCUGAAAGCAAAAAUUUCUGAAAGUAAAAGUGAACAGUUCAUGUGUUUAUACAUGCAUCAUAUUUAUAAUAAAGAAAAACGUAAAAACAUUUGCUAUUGGGCUGAAGAGCUGUUGUUAACAGGAUUUUUGCUGCCAGGAAAACCUGGCGUUGUUUACGUAGAAGGUGCAGCAUAUGAUAUUGAAGAGUACUUUGAACGUUUGCGCAAACUAAGUUGGAAAAAAAUGACUUGUAAACUUAAAGAUGUUUGUGAAAAAAGGAAGUUCAAUGAAUUUCAAGAGCUUUCAUUUGGAUCUAAUAGCUCUAAAAACUAUCAUAAUGAUAUGGGAAAAUUUUUCACAUUUUUAAAAGAUAAUAAUAUAGGUUAUUUAUUUAAAUGUCUUUUUGGGGUUGAAAGUUAAUUUUCUUGAAAUAAAUAUAUAUGUUAAAA